AAUAGGAGGGAGGUGCGGAGACGGAGAACUGAGAGGCGCUUCGGCUCUGGUAAUACGCCGGCCAUUUCUUUCCUGACGGAAAUUUGGUUGCCUGUCUGCUCCGGCGUUUCCGGUCCGAACUCGCCGUUGGAUUGCUUCCCGGGGCUGUGAAUUCGGAUUCCAAUUUAGUUGUUCUUGAGGGAGGAAUUUGCUGGUGGGAAUCGGUGUCCCGAAUGAUGGAAUUUUAGAGUUUUGAUUUAGUUGUCGCUCUUUCUUUCUUUUUCGCCUCUGCGCGACUUUUGUUUGCGUUUGUUUGAUGAAGGCGGGCGAAACGGCCGCCGGUGGUUGAGAUCACUGAUAUUAAUUGAAGGUCUAGUGUGAUCCAACAUAACUAUUGAUGUUAGAUUGGAUUAUCUUUUGGGAAACUCUGGACAAAGCUCUCCAAGGUCAAUAGUGUCUCCCUGCAGUUAUUGAUGAGCUUCUUCAAACUUGCUGGUUGUUGACAGAGAUGCAAAAGCAUGUUGUUCUUGAUCAACAUAUUAAUCCCUUGCAUAUAUUGCCACAGCAUUCUCUUCGUCGUUCAGGUAAUAAGUCUCCAUGUAUAGUGACUGAGCAGCACUCUCUCCCUGCCAUCCUUCCAGAGAAAUGUAGCAAGGUUAGAUCUAUGCGAGUAAAUCAGGAAAAUAUGAUCAACGAAGAUCCAGAUAAAGUGAAGGUGCAUGAUCACAGAAUUGACGUAGGAGAUGAAAAGUCAGAUUUGUUGGGGUAUGUGGUGAUAUCGGGGAAGUUAGUCUUGGACAAGAAAACUACCAAUACUAAUGCUGACAUCCAGAGUGCAAAAGAAAGUACAGAUCAGAUUGCUUUUGAUGCUAAGCUUACAAGGCAGGCAUUAGUUUGGAGGACUCACACCUUGUAUCUUGAUGACAUCAUUUCUGUCUCCUACCAUAAUGGUCUCAGACAUUUUACGGUGCAUUCAUAUCCGACAAAGAGGAAACCUUGUGGUCUGCCUUGUCUUUUCAAGCCUAAGAAGUGCAGAAAGGACUUCAGGUUCUUGGCUUCUUCUGCAGAAGAGGCCCUUAAAUGGGUUGCUGGAUUUGCAGAUCAGCAGUGUUAUGUGAAUUGCUUGCCUCAUCCAGUGUCUUCAAAAAGGCAAGGGUCCCCCAUGAUUAAUAGUGAUUUUUCACCUGAGAAAUAUAUCAGAUGUAAAAGCCCACCAAAUGUUCUUGUUAUACUGAAUCCACGUUCAGGACGUGGCCGUUCAAGCAAGAUUUUCUAUAGCAAAGUGGAACCCAUAUUCAAGCUUGCAGGUUUCAAUAUGGAAGUUAUCAAUACCAAAUCACCUGGUCAUGCAAGGACCCUUGCUUCUACUGCUGACUUCAACACUUGCCCUGACGGAAUUAUAUGUGUUGGUGGGGAUGGAAUCGUCAAUGAGGUUUUAAAUGGUUUGCUCAGUCGCAAUGACCAGAAAGAAGCUAUUUCAAUUCCAAUUGGCAUCAUCCCUGCUGGUUCUGAUAAUUCACUUGUUUGGACCGUUCUAGGGGUUAGAGACCCUGUGUCUGCUGCAAUAGCUAUUGUAAAGGGGGGGCUUACAGCUGCAGAUGUUUUUGCUGUGGAGUGGAUGCAAACUGGUGUGAUACACUUUGGUAUAACUGUUUCAUACUAUGGGUUUGUUAGUGAUGUAUUGGAGCUAUCUGAGAAGUAUCAGAAGCGUUUUGGUCCUCUUCGUUAUCUUGUGGCGGGAGUUCUUAAAUUUUUCUGUUUGCCAAAGUAUAGUUUCGAGGUGGAAUAUCUUCCUGUAUCAAAGGCCACACCAGAAGAUGAAGUAACUGUGCCAGCGAACAGAGAACCUCUAGAUUCUUCAUAUUUUCCAGACACAAUGAAAAAGACUACGACAGAGGGGAUGCACAGGGCAUCAAGUUUGUCAAGUAUUGACUCAAUCUUGACUCCCAGUCGAAUUUCAGAGGAGCUGGAUACAACUUCUAGCACUCUUGCAGGCAAUGAACCUUCUGACUAUGUUCGUGGUAUAGACCCCAAAAUGAAGCGCAUGUCUUCUGGCAGAAACAACAGCAUACAUGAACCAGAAGAAGUUCUUCAUCCACAACCGCACCUAUCAGCAAACCCCAACUGGCCAAGGACCAGAUCAAAAUCAAGGACAGAUAAAGGCUGGGCUGGUUUGAUUUCAACAAAUGAUUCUCGUGGGGCUUGGGGAACUGUGGCAGCAAAUGAAAGGGAAGAUAUUUCAUCAACAGUGUCUGAUCCAGGGCCAAUCUGGGAUGCAGAACCUAAGUGGGAUGCUGAACCCAAAUGGUAUGCAGAAUCCAACUGGAUUCCUGAUGACGCAUUCAAGCUGUCUGGGCAAGAUGAUGACAUAGAAAGGGGAACGGUGAAAGAUGAAGUGCCAAAACAAGAAGAAAAGUGGGUUGUUAAGAAAGGGGAGUUUCUUGGUGUAUUGCUCUGCAACCAUGCGUGCAAGACAGUGCAAAAUUUGAAUUCUCAAGUGCUUGCACCAAAAGCAGAGCAUGACGACAAGGCACUGGAUUUGUUGCUCGUUCAUGGGAAUGGAAGGCUAAAACUAUUAAGAUUCUUUUUGUUAAUGCAAUUCGGCAAACACCUUUCACUGCCCUAUGUCGAGUAUGUACAGGUAAAAUCUUUACGACUUACACCGGGAAAAAAUGCUCAUUGUGGGUGUGGAAUUGAUGGUGAGCUUCUUCCGAUGAAUGGUCAUGUUGUUGCCUCGUUGCUCCCUGAUCAGUGCAGAUUAAUCGGGCGCCCAGCACAGGAUCGUGUAUAGCUUAGUGGUCUUAUUACUUUGUAGGCUCUGCUGCCACUUAUGAGUUGGUGCAGCUUGUAGCAACGGAUGGUCAGGAGCAUCAAUAUGUUUCUUACUGCUCUUCGCUCUGUCCUUUCAACAUUUGCUUGUAAAUUGAUGCAAACUCUUUAACGAUAGGGGGUUCAUUCUUUUCCCCUAGUGUCUCCUUGUCAUCUUUUUGUAGUUGCAAUAAAAUUUUUUGUACACCGUA
This is a messenger RNA of Nymphaea colorata (pocket water lily), 2999 nucleotides long. RefSeq names its product sphingoid long-chain bases kinase 1-like. The record is from RefSeq and is a predicted model, not a curated record. Gene Ontology annotation, molecular function: kinase activity. Gene Ontology annotation, biological process: sphingosine biosynthetic process. Gene Ontology annotation, cellular component: cytoplasm; intracellular membrane-bounded organelle; membrane. Lineage: Eukaryota; Viridiplantae; Streptophyta; Magnoliopsida; Nymphaeales; Nymphaeaceae. The transcript is spliced from 9 exons. The coding region runs from base 488 to 2770 and encodes 760 amino acids.